AUGGAAACGGUAAUCCAGUUCCGCACAAAGGUUCAACAGAUCUUGGACAAGGAGUGCAAGGUCGACUGGGGCAAGGAGGGAAAGUUUUGGGGCAUUAUUAGCAAGUAUGAUGCCACGCACCUUGAAGCGCCGUGGACCAUUUUCUAUCCCAACGAUGGUGACGAGGAAAACGGUGUUUUCACGCCGGAUUUCUCCGAAUGGCACGUCGAAGAUGAGGAGCACCCAAAAGAUCCCUUCACCGUGCGUAAAAUCCUUGCCUGGAGGGACGGGAAGCCCUUGGGCCUGCCGAGACCGCCGGACGAACUGGACACCGCUGAGUUCGAGCCCGUCCUGGGUCACGAUCCCAAGCUCCCCCACAAUCAGUCAAGCGACUCCGACGGCAGUGCUCAAGAACGAGAGGAUGGCGACGAUGACGGCAGCGCGAGCAGCAGCAGCGGCGACGACGAGAAAGACUCAAACGGCGAUGCCCUUCGCGCGCGUCGAUUGUCCUCGGGUGGUUCCCUGUCCCGUGCUCUGAGCGGCACCCCACGACUUCCGCCCAAACAGUCCGCGCGACGAAACACCCCAGAUACUGAUGCCAAGCCGCGCCGCAGCGUCCCCUUUGGCGAGGCGCAGCCGGGCUCCUCGCACUCGCAGCCAGACGAACAGCAACAAAGCGCUAAACGAAAACCAGGGCGGCCGCGCAAGCAUCCGCUGCCAGAAGGCGAUCAGCCGCCAGCCAAAAGGCCACGGGGACGCCCUCCGAAAAACGCAAACACCGCUGCUGGGGGCGGUUCCGGAGGUGCGGCGAAGGCGAAGCCUGGCCGUCCACGAAGUGCGGCCCUGGAGGGGUCACUAGUUAAGCCCGCUAGCCAGCCCUCUGCCGCGAUGGCGUCUGAUGCUGCCGCUGGCGGCAGUGGAGGCCGCGGCGGCAGCGCAGAGCCAGUUCCAGCGCCCAUCAAGCAGCAGAGGCUGGUCAGGCUGGACUCCGACGAGUUUGACGAGAAACCGGACGAAAAGCCGCCUGUCAGCAAGAGCCACGGCAAGGUCCACAUUAAGGCUGCUGCCGUCGCUGCUGAGGCCGACGCACCGGGGCCCAGCUGCGCAAGUCCGAUCUCAGACGACGGGGGAUUAGGGACACAGGCGGCAGCAGCAAUAAAGGAUGGAGACGCAUCCCCAGGCGACCCAGCAGAGGCCUCUAUUGCCGUCGGCGCUAACAAAGGCGCUAAAGCCGGCAGGUCUACCCAGGCCGCUGCUGCGACAGAUUCUCAGCUGGGGCAGCAGAAGGCGGCAGGGGCCCCGGACGCCAAGCCUGUGGUUGGCACCGGCAGACCAAAGCCGCUGUUGAACGAGGAGCAGCUUGCAAAGCGCAAGAUGUCUUUCAACACAGCCGCGCCGCAGCGACCCGCGGGUCUGUUGGGCGUGCCGACGGCCAGGGCGCAGCGGGAUUCCGGACACACGGGCACUGUGAAGCUUGAGGGACCGUUGGCCGUCAAGCCUACGGGGAAGGCUACUGCCGCGUCGUCGAAGCCGGCGGGGGCUGGGACGGCGACGGAGCACGGCCAGUCUCAAAGUGCAGCGGCAGGCAGCGGCACAGGGAUGGCCAAGGACACCCAAGGCGCCGCUGGCGCUGCAGCCACCGCUGGCGCAGAGGGCGCCAAACCAUCUACUGCUGUAGAGUUCUCUGCGGGGCCGGCCGCGGCGGCGGCAGAUGCACCAGCGCAGGCAAAGGAGCAGCAGGAGGAUGACGGGCCAAAAAGGGGAGAUAUUCCCUCGCAACUGUCACCUCCACCGCAGCAGCAACAGCAGCCCAAGGCGGCUGCACCAGGGCCUGCAAGCACCACAGCACUCCCAGCAGCUGCGGUGCUGCCGCAGCCGUCGUUGCCUGUCAGCCUACUCGCGCCGGCAGCCGUGCCCCCAGUCGUCAGCAAAGCCACCCUUCCGCCGCUACCGGUGGUGUCCCUGCCGCCGCGUACGGCGUCUACAGUGUCACUAGCGGCGGCUGUUCCGCAGCCCGCGCUUGUUGCUUCCCCUGCCUCUGCUGGCGCCGCCGUCACCGGUGCCACCGUCACGGCGGCUCUGCCGGCUUCGCAGUCAAUGCCACACCUGCCGCAAUGUGAUUCACAGCAGUCGCAAGACCCGCUUCUCAGCUUUUCACAAGCCUACCAUCCAGGCCCAAGUCAGGGCUCGCAGCGUGACCUGGCGGCGGCUGGAGAGCCCGUAGAGUCGCCACCCUCCAAGGGCGCCAUCUCAGCUGCCACGUUCGGAAGGCCAUCGGCUCUUCUGCCGGCCGCUGCCGCCACCGCGCUACAUGGCGCUGCUGUCGUACCUGCGGCCGUGGGUGCCGCCAGUCUGGCGGCCCGGCCGUCGCUGCCCCCGACAGCCGCCCUGGCGGCGCUUAUCCCCUCCGGUAUCAUCGCCACCGCAAGCCUGCCGCCAGCCACAACAACUCCCGUGCCGCCGGGAGCCCCCGCCGUCGUCACCACUGCUGCCCUUGCCCCCCCCGGCUCCACGGCCGCCACCUCUACUGCUGCUCCGGCCGUGCCGCCUCUGGCUAGCGGCAGCACGGCGGCGGAGGCGCUGGCAGCCGCCGCCAGCGCGGCCAUCGCUUCCGGCGCCACGCCGGAAACCGCCAACCCGGGCGUCCAGCAGCUGCUGCUGCAGCUUCUGGGCCGGGCUCUGGACGCCCUGAGCAACAGCCAGAGCGCCAUCAAAUCCACUGCCAACUCCGCCAUCCUCAUGGCCAAGGCCGUGGGUGCGAACCGUGUGGCGCGCGGCUUUUUUUCCAAGCUGGGGCUGCUGGGGGAGGAGGUGGCGCUGCUGGCGCCGGAGAGCUGCACGGGCGACGCAACGGGGUGCGACCGCGUGGCGGCGGUGCUUGCCAAGCGGCUCAACGUGUUUUACGUGAUGGACAGCAUGUUGCACAGAUGCACGAAGGAGGAGGCCAUCGCCUCCUGGCCCAAAUGGAUUAAUUCGGGUCUGCAGGCGUCCUUCCGGCUCAAGGUCUUUACAGAACAUCAUUUAAGGGCCGUAAGGAAGGUCACGGAUGUCUGGAAGAAGCGCAACCUGCUGGAUGCGAGUGUGCUGGACAUGGCGGACCGAAUUCUCACGGAGCAGGAGAGCAUGCUCAAAUCCAGAUCGGCUGCUGGGGCAGCGGCAGCAGCGGCAGCAGCAGCAACCGCAUCAAUGACCGGGGCAGCCGCGGCGGCGGCGGCCGUUGCCGCCGCUGCCGCGUCGGGGCUGGGGCCGAUACCAGGUCGUGGCGAUCUUGAAGGCCCCUUCAUGGCGCCUGGCGGCGCGGGGCCACGCGGGGGACCUGCGGGCCUACACGUCGAGAUGGGCGGUGAGGGCGCAGCUGGGCCACAGCGAAUGAGCCAUGCGGGAGCUCCCAUCGUCGCAGGCGUCCGCAGGCGGCGGCCGUACUGCAUGGUGAUGCCGCGCCCGUCGAACCUGGCGCGAUUUAACUACCAUAUGGGCGAGUACGAGAUGUACUACAUCAACCGUUUCGGCCCCAUGACCAACCGCUGCUUCAUUGACAACCCGUACGGUUCCCUGGAGGACUCCAAAGAUGAGUUGACGGGGGAGCCCCUGGCCAAGCUCAUUGAGGUGGACCUUUCGGAGGACGAUAACGAGCCGGACUUUUCAGGCACCGUCACCUGGCGUGAGGUUAUUGCCGUGCAGCUGCCGCAGUUCAACCCCGAAUCGCCGCUGCGUGGCGGCCCGCCAGCCCCCAACGUCACACCACCACACCCCCACUUGGAGGAGGAGCUCAAGCUGGCGGCCCUGGGGCUGUCCAGGACGCCGGCGGCAGCUCCGCGGCCCAGCUUAGCUCCGAAAUUCAUCACGUCGAUGCCGCUGUCCAGUGCUGCUGCUGGCGCUGGCGCUGGCGCCGGCACCAGCGCCAAUGGAGCCACCGCCGCUGCCGCGGCGGCGUCAACCAUUGCCGUCCCUGCUCCCCCUGUCCCGGCGUCGCCUCCGCCGGAUGCUGCACGCGUCGGCAUCCCCGCCAUUUCGGGCCUUACGCCGCCGCCUGGAAACGAUAUGGACGACCUGGAUACGUGGGCGUACGGCGGGGAGCCUGCCCCUGCCGAUUCUGCCACGGCGGGCGCGGCAGCGGCAAUAGCAACGGCGGCCGCGUCGCAGUCGACGGGACCAGCGGCAGCCGGCAGCCGCUCGGUGACCGAGGAGGACACCCAGCCCAACAUUUUCGAUAUGCCGGCCGCGCCUAGCCAUGAGGUCUCGUCCACCGGCCGACGGUCUGAGUGGGACGAUGUGGACAUGGACAUGUCUGAGGAUGAGGACGGCGAGUGGCAGCCGCCGCUGCCCUCAGCACCGCCGCCACCGCCUCCCCCCAGCGGCGGUGGCGGCGGCGCAGCGCCACAGCCGCCCUCAACAGCCAUUCCGCCUCCCGUGCCGCCCCCAGCCACGGUCUUGCCGCCACUUCCGGGGCUGCUACAGCCGCAGCCGCAUGGCAUGGGUAUGGGGGCGCCAGAUGGCUUGCUGGCGUUAAUGGGACCUGGGCCUAUGGGAUUCCCUCUUGGCCUUCAGCCGCCGCCUUUCAUGAUGCCCAUGCCACCAGUGCCGCCGCUUUGGCCUGGGCAGCCGCCGCUGCCCCACCCGCUGGCAGCGCCAUUGCCGCCGCCACCGCUGCCGCCGGCACCGCCGCUGCCAUUCCAUGGCCCUCCGCCGCCGACCGAGCCGCCGCCGCCACCGCAGGAGCCAGCUCCUGCUCCCCCGCCACAUGGACCCCCCUCACCGCCGCCGCCGCCACCCUCGCAUCCACCCCUUCCUGGCGCUGGCAGCAGUGGCGGUGGCUCGCCACCACCACUUCCGCCGCCCAUGCCAGCGCUUCCGCCGUUGCCGCCGCCCAUGCCACCGCCCAUGCCGCCGAUGCCAACUUCCGGAGCCGGUCCUUCCCCGCCGCAUUUGGCAGACCUGCAUUUGCCGCCGCUACCACCCGAGGCACCUCCACAGCCGCCAUCGGUUGCUCCGAAACAGGCGGCUCCGCCGAGCCCUGCCCGGCUGCCGCCGCCACCGCUGCCCUUAGACGGCCCAAUGCUGCCCAACCCCACAUCGCCACCGGUCAAGACCCCCACAUCGCUGCCGCCGCACCUGCAGCCCACCCGCCCCGGCUCAGCGACCAAAACGGCCGCCGUGUUGCCGUCUGCCGCUGCUACAAUCACCCUGACCACAGCUGCCGCGGCAGGGCCACAGGCGCUGUCGCCGAGCUGCGUUACUUCGCCGAAGGCGACUGCGACCCCAGCCGCCGCGGCUGCUGCUGCUGCUGCUGCCGCGACUCAAACCAGCACUACCCGGAGCGGUCGGGACCGGAAGCAAGAGCGGCAGCGGGAGCGAGAUGGGGAAGAGGAGAUGGGGCUCUCUCCUGAGGCGGGUAGGGAGGAUCGGGACAAGGAACGAGAACGUCAACGCGGACGGGAUCGUGACAAGGAUCGAGAAGAGCCCGAAGACAAGGAGCGGGGCAAGGGGAAGUCCCGUGAAGAGAAGGAACAGCCCAGGAUUUUAAAAUUGGGUCUAAAGGAAGACCGGGGCCGGGACCGGGCCCAGGAGAAGGACAGGGAGAAGGAGAGAGACCGGGAAAAGGACAGGAGCCGUAAGCGCAGUCGCUCCUCUCGCGCGGCUUCGGAGGAACGGCAAGAUGAGGAGCAGCAGCUGCAGACCGUACCCCGCGACCGGCAGCAGCAGCAGCAGCAGUCCUCCCAGGGGUACCAGGCCUCCCCGCCGGCAUCCCAGCAACAGCAUGGUAUGGAGGCGGAUCGCCUGGAGAAGGAAUCGGCCAGGGGCGAGCGGGAGGGGGACCGAGGGCGUGGCAGGGACAGAGAGGGAGACAGAGGACGUGAAAAGGAUCGAGGUUUAGAUCGAGAAAGGGAGCGAGAGCGUGCGCGGGAUGGCCGCGGGCCGUUGGUGCAGCAGCAGCAGCAGCAGCAGCAGCGAGAGCCAACGACUUUGCCUCUGCGAGACGCAGACCGCGAUCGUGACCGCGACCGCGACCGCGAUCAUGACGUUCGGGACUGGGAGCCUUCCUUGCGCCAAUCGCAGCCGCCACCGCUACCGCCACUACCGCCGCAGUCGUCCGCCGGACCCCAGCGUGAUAUGUCGCGGCGUCGUUACGAUGAUCGUGACCCGCGGGACUGGCCGCCGCCGCUGCACCCGGGCCCGCCAUACGAGCGAGGUUGGGACCCACGGGAUGUGGACCCACGAGAUCGCGACCCACGGGACUGGGAUGGCGGAGGUUCUGCCUGGGACCGUGACCGCAUCCGUGAUCGGGAUCGGGAUCGGGAUCGAGGAGGUGACCCAUGGGACCGUGGCGGGGGACCGCCGGGUAACAGAGGCCGGCGGGAAUCCGACCCAGUACGCGGCGGCCCGCCCGGGGGCCCCCUACCGCCCCACCCACAUAUGCACCCGCGGGAGUACCGGGAAGCGGAGUGGGAAGCAUCCGGGGCACCGCUGCCGCCCUAUAUGCGCGGGCCACCGCCAGGCGGCCCAGGCAGGGCGGGCCCAGGGGGCCCUGGCGCCGCCCGGCCGCAGUCGCCGCCGCCGCCGCCGCACGGACGGUACGGGUAUCGUGACUCCCCCGGCCGCGAACAGCCGCCGCCGCUGCCGCCACAGCACUGCAACGAUUAUCCCCCCUCGGCGAACGGCCGCGGCGGCCGGGCCGCACCGCGCCACAGCGGCGGCGAACCUAUGCCAGACCUGCCAUACCGUGAUAGCGGCGCAGGCGGCGGUUACGGGAGAGGUCCUUCUCACGCCGUAGUGUCCGGCGAUGCAGGCGUUAGCGGCGGCGGCAUCGGCGCCCCGGACGAGCGGCGCAAGAGCUUGGGCAGCAACCUGAAGCGAGUGGUUCCAUCAGAUUCGCUACCGGAUGAGCUGUCGCCGCGUCAUGAAUUUGAGGAUGCGGGGAAGCAACGGCACCACGACCGGGAUCGCGAGCGGGAUCGGGACAGGGACCACCGGGACCGUGAGCGGGAUCGCGAGCUGCGGCGGGAGCAAAAGCGGGAGAGAAAAAAGGCGCGACAGCGGCGCCGGGAGGAGGCGGAUAGGGAACGUGGGGAGCGCGGCGGCGAGCGGGAUACGGACCCGCCAGCCGCCGGCUCGUCACCCAGGCGGGAGGAUGGUGAGGACGGGGGUGAGGCAGAAGGCGGCGGUGAGGAGGGGGAGGAGGGCGAGCUGCCAGAGGCAGUCGACGCGGCGGGACCAGCAAGCCCUGGCCCUGGUCCCGGCCCGGGCGGCAGCGGCGCCACGCUGGUCAGGAACCACCAUCGGAAGCCGCACGUCCCCGGCGGCCCGGCAGCCAGCGGCGGUGGCGCAAGCGGCCGGCGGCUCAUUUCCAAAGACACGGACCAGGGGAUUGAAGGCGAGGCGGAGGAGGGGGAAGUUGAGCUCCCACCGCCGCCGAAACUAUCAUCCCCCCUCCUCUCCCCACACGGACCCCAGCAGCUGCGGCCGAGCUCCCCCCGCGGGACGUCUUCAUCCCACCAGCCGCCAUGCCCCCAAAACCCCAAGGCACCACACCUUCCAGGCCCAAAUCCCCCGAACGCUACACAGACUGCAAGCUCCUUGGGGCCAGAGCUGCGGGCGCCGGGUCAGGCUGCUGCUGAACACCCACCGAAGCAACAUUCGCCAUUCGCGCAGGCAGGAGAUCAGGGCGCAGAAAGUCAGCAAGGCUCAGCCCAGCAGCACCAGCAGCACCAGCAGCCACGUAAGCGGAACCCGAUUGUGUACAAUCUGAACCCGCGGGAUAGCCGAGACGCCUUCACGUUCGCGGCGCCGCUACUCGGGCUAAAGCCCUCCUCCCCUCGGGUCGUCUCGCCGCCCGCUGCUGCUACUGCUGCUACUGGCGGGAGCCGUCCGCAGCCCCUUGCCUCGGCCCGCAGCGCCUCGCCGCGCCGCGCUGGCGGCGGCGGUGGUGGUGGUGGUGGUGGCGGCAGUGGCAAGGAAAAGGCUACGGCUCAAACUGCCGGGCGUGGCUCUGUGUCCUCGUCGCAGCACCAGCAGCAGCAUGAGAGCGGCGGCGGCGGCGGCGGCAGCAGCGGUGCAGCCAAUCGACCCCCGCGUGCGCCACUGUCGUUGGGGCCAUCGCAAGGUAGCGGGGCCGGCAGCGGCGGUGGAGAAGGAGGAGGAGGGAGCGGGGCAGCAGGUACAUCAAACCAUGGCGCGUCCAAUCGAAACGCCCAUUCUCACCAGCAGCAGCAGCGGCAGCGGGCCCUGUCACCGCCGUCGCAGCAGCCACACCCGCAGCAGCAGCAGCACCGCCACUGUCGCGGCGCCGACGGCGGUCUUGGCGCAGCAGUAACGGCCGGCAUCGCGGCAUCGGCCACUUCCGCACUUCAUGAGGCAGCGGCUUCUACGGCUGGAGACGCCCGGCAGCGGGAGGGCCACAGCGGCGGCGGCGGCGGCGGUGGCAGCAAGCGGCGGCGGGAGCUGGACUGGGAAGGGGAGAUGAUGGGGGCAGGCGGCUGCAGGCCUGUCUGCCUGCCGGAUGCUUAA
Molecule: messenger RNA, 8484 nt
Organism: Volvox carteri f. nagariensis
Lineage: Eukaryota; Viridiplantae; Chlorophyta; Chlorophyceae; Chlamydomonadales; Volvocaceae
Exons: 10
Coding region: 1-8484 (2827 amino acids)
Molecular function (GO): DNA binding
Source: RefSeq, a predicted model, not a curated record